AAACUAUCAAACCGGUAGAGUAGUCAUAGAUACAGGUAGUGAGUGUUGUUAAUUCGCAGAAAAACUAGGUUUACCGAUGAAAAUGAGCGCUGCUACUAUUCAUGGACUAGGAGACGAGGGCUGCGCGCAGAUGAUGUGCAAAAGGUGCAAGCACGUCUUUUGUUGGUGUUGCCUCGCCAGCCUGGACGUGAGUACAUUUGGUUGUAGCUUAGUAGAUACUUCCUAUCUUCGCAUCUGCUGGGAAAAAUAUUCUGAUUAAUUUUUUUUUUUUUGAAUAAUCUCAUUCAAAAAGGACCGACACCCUUCAAGGCCGUAAAUUGCAUCAAAAAUCGAUAUUUUUUUUUUAACCGUUUGCACUCCAGACAAAGUUGUUUUAGAGUUUUUG
Messenger RNA from Acanthoscelides obtectus, 385 nucleotides. The record is from the annotation of a GenBank genome assembly. NCBI's taxonomy places the organism in Eukaryota, Metazoa, Arthropoda, Insecta, Coleoptera, Chrysomelidae.